AUGUUACCUCUACGGACAUUUCGCUCGCACUUUUCAAGGCGAUGUGCCUUUCAGACAAUUGCGUCCCGCGCCUAUGCUAGCCAAACACCGGGCAAUCCGAUGCUGGAGGUGUUCAAUCGCAAAAUCAAGCACUUGCAGAAAGACCGGGCAGCUCAGAAUGUGGAAGAAAGCCGGAAUGUCGACUACUUGAAAGAUGAAGUGGCGACACGACUAUGCGAGCGGUUACUGGAUAUCAGUCGCAACUUUCCCCACGUUCUUGACCUCGGUGCAAACAGCUGCAACAUCGCCAAAGCUAUCACGAAUCCUAAUCUCGAUGUGGUUGGACCCGAGGGGAAUGUGCUGCGACCACUAUCAGGCAAGAUCUCGAAGUUGACCUGUGUGGAGACAUCGCGCGCACUUCUUCACCGCGAUGAAGACAUGCAAUUUAACAAGGAUAUCGAGGUCCAGCGAGAUAUCAUUCCAGACCUGGAAUCACUGCCCUAUGCCCCGAACAGCUUCGAUGCUGUCCUGUCCUCGCUCUCGAUACACUGGGUCAACGACCUGCCUGCACUUCUAGAGCAGGUAAACACUAUCCUCAAGCCUGAUGCGCCGUUCAUCGCCGCUAUGUUCGGCGGUGACACAUUGUACGAGCUACGUGGGUCGCUGCAGCUAGCGGAUAUGGAGCGACGAGGUGGUGUGAGCCCGCAUAUCUCGCCUCUGGCGGAUGUCAAGGAUGUGGGAAGUCUGUUGACCCGGGCUGGAUUCAAGAUGCUCACCGUGGAUGUGGAGGACAUCGUGGUUGAGUUCCCUGAUACCUUUGCACUCAUGAAGGACUUGCAGGCCAUGGGCGAGAACAAUGCAAUCAUGAACCGAGACCAGGCGCCAUUGUCGCGGGACGUCUUGCUGGCUAAUGAAGCCAUCUAUCGCACCCUGCACAUGGAAGAAGGAGCGCCUGGUAUUCCCGCGACGUUCCGAUUGAUCUUCAUGAUCGGAUGGAAGGAGGGAGAGAACCAGGCCCAGCCAUUGCAGCGUGGCAGCGGUGACGUGAACCUCAAGGAUAUCUUGGGCGGUGGAGACUUCGACAGGCCAUGA
Molecule: messenger RNA, 1071 nt
Organism: Penicillium olsonii
Lineage: Eukaryota; Fungi; Ascomycota; Eurotiomycetes; Eurotiales; Aspergillaceae
Source: the annotation of a GenBank genome assembly